Messenger RNA from Spodoptera exigua (beet armyworm), 1453 nucleotides. NCBI's taxonomy places the organism in Eukaryota, Metazoa, Arthropoda, Insecta, Lepidoptera, Noctuidae. The record is from the annotation of a GenBank genome assembly.
GAAGCAUUAUAAGUAAGGUUAGUGUCGUGUAGACAUGUUUUUAUGAUACAUAACAAAAAUGGCAUCGAAAAAUGUGAAAGUGGUCGGUGGUGUGCUCGUAGGGGCUGUUGUUUUAGCUGGAUUAGGAGUAUUGAUUUGGUUUUUAGUAGGCAACAAUACGAGUAAUGUAAAUGAAGAAAAAAGGUACACUACUCAAACAUUGAAACCCGGUACACCACUCGAUAUGACUGUUCCCGUUAUUACCGAGAUAUCCGGCGUCGGAAACAUGUUCUGGUGGUUCUUCCAUACCAGAGCACUAGGAUACACUCAUGAUCACCCUGUUAUAUUGUGGUUGGACGGUGUAACUGGCGUACCACCCAGCUUAUUGGCAAAUUUUGGAAUGUUUGGCGAAUACGAUAUCAAUUUAAAGCGUAGAUCAGACUCCUGGAUACGUCGAUACAAUUUACUUUUCAUUGAUGCACCUUUGGGCACAGGAUUCAGUACUCCUCUAAGUGUUGAUAAAAUACCAAAAAAUAUUGAUGAAGCUGCUGAACAUUUGGCAAUAACUUUGGAAUCAUUCUACGAGGUUAUGAUACAUUUUAGAAACACUCCUAUGUACAUUUUCGGUGAAGGACAUGGGGCUCAGCUAGCUCUGGCACUUGUGCAAAAACUUCACCAGAACAAUGCAGCCUCUUUGGUUCAAGGUGUAAUUUUAGGAAAUGGUUUAAUUGCUCCAGCGGAAACCGCAACGAAACUUGGUUUCUAUCUUGAAGAACUUGCCUAUAUAGAUGGCAGUGGUCGCCGAGCGAUCGAUAGUUUAACCAGUAUGAUAGCUAAAGCGGAAAAAGUCGGAAGACCUGAUUUUGCUUUUGAGCUAUUUCAAACUUUAGGCAACGCUGUCAACAAAGAAGGUGGUGCCGUGGCUGUCAAUCUUGGACACAUUGUCCAAAAAUUACCUAAAGAAUCUCUUAAUGGUCCUCAAGAUUACUUCGGCCAGUGGGAAUACUUACAGAGUAUUAACCCCGAUCUUAAUACUAAUACUAUGAAUUUAGCAAUUCGUCCACUAUUGGGGAUACCUUUUACUGAUUUUUACGAUGUACAUCGACAGCAUGUUAUAAAUGCUUUCAAAGACACUUUAAUGAUACCGGCAGUUGAUCGAGUUGAAUACAUUCUUCAAAAUACGAGCAUUCCCGUCACUAUUUAUAAUGGUAAUUUGGACGCGGUAUCCAAUACUCCAGGACAAUUAGAAUGGGUGAAUAACCUCCGAUGGCCUGGACAGGAAGAAUUUUUGGAAAGUCCGAGGACUCCUUUAUUUGUUAAUGGAUUACUUGAAGGCUAUUAUAGAAACACGACGAGACUUCAGUUCUAUUGGGUGAACGUAGCUGGACAAUCGACACCGCUGGAUAAUCCUGUUGCAAUGGACGCAAUUCUACACGGAAUCAUAAAAGAUUAGUUCAACCAACUCUUCACCCCC